AUGACGUGUCGUCAUCUAAGGAAGACGUGUUUAGCUUUUAGACAUCCACCGACCCGACCCGUUUAUCACGACAACCAUUUGGAUCUUACCCUAUAUGCUUUCGAUCAUUCGACAAUUGCUGCAGCUCAGGGGCGCGUGGGGGCUCCUGUACACCAUCAGACCAUGAACACACAAGCGCAGACAGUCAUGUAUGCCAGGGGUGGUAGGCGAAGGAAGGUACUUGAUGUGGAUCUCAAUGACACUCCACCAAAUGAAGACCAUGAGCAAGUGGAAGGAUCUUCACCACCUGUUCCAAUCGAUGUUGAGGAGCUUGAUGAUGAUGUUAUCAUUUCAUCACCAAGAGCUUUUGAACAAGCUAGAAACAGUUCUCGUAGAAUUGCAAGAAGAACUUCGGUGAUUGAUGUGGAAUCAGAGGAAGUUGGUAACCACCGGAACCAAAGAAGAAGAGUUGAACCCAAGCCACAAGUCCUAAGUGGUGGCCUGUAUGUGAUUUUGGAAGGAAGUAGCAGUUCCAUGGAGGAGAGAGCAGCAGCACCACCACCUGAGCCGACUUUCAACUGUCCGGUUUGCAUGGGACCAUUGGUUGAGGAGGGAACUCAUCAGGAUCUACCUUCCUUCCACCUCUUAAGUCUUAAACCUCAGGUCAUCCAUCGAGUGCUUUGUUGUGGGAUUGAAGGUUUCUGUGGCAAUCUGUCCAUUGCUGACAAAAAACAAACUGCUCAAAGAAUCAUUAAGAUCAUAUUUAAAAUUUAUAUUUAUUUCCUUUUAUUGAAAUAUUGA
This is a messenger RNA of Lactuca saligna, 780 nucleotides long. Lineage: Eukaryota; Viridiplantae; Streptophyta; Magnoliopsida; Asterales; Asteraceae. The record is from the annotation of a GenBank genome assembly.